This is a messenger RNA of Populus trichocarpa (black cottonwood), 4011 nucleotides long. Its product is annotated as rust resistance kinase Lr10. Gene Ontology annotation, molecular function: ATP binding; polysaccharide binding; protein kinase activity. NCBI's taxonomy places the organism in Eukaryota, Viridiplantae, Streptophyta, Magnoliopsida, Malpighiales, Salicaceae. The record is from RefSeq and is a predicted model, not a curated record. The transcript is spliced from 5 exons. The coding region runs from base 1 to 1911 and encodes 636 amino acids. Gene Ontology annotation, biological process: protein phosphorylation.
AUGUUCAUUGCAGAACUUGGAGUGUGUCUAAACUGCACAGGACCUUGUGGGAACCGUGGCCUCGACAUCCGAUUUCCAUUCUUGCAGCCAGACCAGUACUGUGGCUAUCCUGGGUUUGAUCUAUCUUGCAAUGAGAGGGAUGAUAUAGUUCAACAAAAAUGGCUAUAUGCUUGUUCUUUUUCAUGUUCAUUAAUUGCAGAACUUGGAGGAAGUCUAAAUUCCACAGGAUCUUGUGGGAACCAUGGCCUCGACAUCCGAUUUCCAUUCUGGAUCAAGGAUAGGCAGCCAGAACAGUGUGGCUAUCCUGGUUUUGAUCUGUCUUGUAAUGAGAUGGGCGACAUAGUGCUUGAGCUGCCAGAUGCAGUGAAACUCUACAUAGCAAAGAUCGACUACAAAAGUCAAGUUAUUCAUGCAACAGAUCCCCAAGGUUGCCUUCGAAGCCACCACUCAAACUUCUAUUCGUCCGGGUUUCACAUACAGUUUAAGAUGUCCAAGGACAAUUUUACCAUCUUCAAUUGCUCUUUAAAUAAUGCAAUAUCUCGGCCUAGGAUCGCUUGUCUCAGCACUCACCAAUAUGACGUUCUUGCCGUUGAUUCGGAACAAUCUAUUGAUGACAAUGAGUUAUUAUUAUCUUGUACCAAGAUGUACGACCUACCUUAUCAACGUGAUAUCCGCCUGUCUUGGUCCAAUCCCAAUGGUGUAAAUUGUGAAGAAACUGGAAAACAAUGUGGAUUGAGGAUAAAUAGCAGCUCUGAGCUUGAAACUGAAUGCUAUGGCUUGCCCAGGCCAAAAAAAGGUGUAACCACAGGAUCCAUCCUUUUCGGGGUUGUGGUCAUUGCAGUCUACCAAAUCUAUAACUUUAGAAAAUCAGAAGAAGAAUAUCAGGCAAAGGUUGAAAGGUUUUUGGAUGAUUACAGAGCUAUGAACCCCACAAGAUACUCCCAUGCUGAUCUCAAAAAGAUGACAAAUCAAUUCAGGGAUGAAUUGGGGCAAGGAGCUUAUGGAACUGUGUUCAAAGGAAAGCUAACCAGUGAGAUUCCGGUGGCUGUUAAGGUUCUAACCAAUUCAUCAGAAAAAGGAGAGGAAUUCGUCAACGAGAUGGGAACAAUGGCUAGGAUUCACCAUGUCAAUGUAGUCCGCUUGAUUGGCUUCUGUGCUGAUGGAUUUAGACGAGCUCUGGUUUACGAGUACUUGCCACAAGAUUCGCUGCAGAGGUUCAUAUCUUCAGCAAACGCCAAGAAUGUUUUCCUUGGCUGGGAAAGGCUGCAUCAUAUUGCCCUCGGAGUAGCCAAAGGGAUUGAAUAUCUUCACCAGGGUUGUGACCAAACAAUCCUCCACUUUGAUAUCAAACCACAUAAUAUCCUGCUGGACAAUGACUUCAAUCCUAAGAUUGCAGAUUUCGGUCUGGCUAAGCUGUGUUCCAAGUAUAAAAGUGCUAUUUCCAUGACAACAGCUAGGGGAACGGUCGGCUACAUAGCACCUGAAGUGUUCUCAAGAAACUUUGGGAAUGUCUCCUACAAGUCAGACGUGUACUGUUUUGGAAUGUUAGUGUUAGAAAUGGUUGGUGGAAGGAAAAAUGUUGACGAUACAGCAGAAAACGGUGAUCAAGUAUACUUCCCAGAAUGGAUUUAUAAUCUCUUAGAAGAAGGAGAAGACCUGCGGUUCCAAAUCGAGGAAGAAGGGGAUGCUGAAAUAGCGAAGAAGCUAGCCAUUGUGGGACUGUGGUGCAUCCAGUGGAACCCAGUGGACCGUCCUUCCAUGAAAAUUGUUGUCCAGAUGCUGGAAGGUGAAGGAGACAACUUGACAAAACCUCCUAAUCCUUUACGCUCCUCAGCUCCAAAGAGAAAGACUGCAAGUAUAGCAGGGCGACGUCUACAUCAAGAAUUGGCAGCCAUCUCAGAAACAGAGUAAUCAUGUAUUUUGAGGUCGUCAUUGCAUUCAAGGAUGUGAUCUAUGAGCUGCUUGCAGUGGAUUCCGAGUAAUUCGUGGCUUUUUAAGGGCUCUUAAGCUCUUAUAGAACAACAUUAGUAUUUUGAGAUAGUCUCUCAAAUUCUACACUUUGUAAACAAUUGUCUAUGAUUGCAAAAUCUGAGGAUUGAGCUUGCUCAAACCUUUGACUACAAAAAAAAUAUAUAUAUAUACCAAUAAUUAAGGAGUGGAUACAGUGAAAGUUGUUAGUAAUUUUAUUUAAUUUUGGAGGCAUUUUAUUAUGUGUAUCUGUUCGUUAAUCACUAGUUGUCAAUAAGUGUCGUGUGAGAUGUCAUUACUUUUAGCUUGCUAUGAAAAAAAAAAAUAGGAAAUAAUAACGAAUUUGGAUAGAAAUUAUUGAAUCAAGAUAUAUUUGGAAUAUUAGGGACUCAAUUGUUAAAAUUUACAUUUUGUGACAAAAUAAGCAUUUAGUAAUACUUCAGGGGUUAAUUUGAGGUUUCCCUAGAAUUAAUCAGCACCUGGCUUUUCAGGGGACUUGAAUAACUUGUCGUCUUCCUCAAUGCAAACCGUCGUCCAUAUUGUAUACUACAUGUCGUCGGAGAUUGCGAAUUCUCUUUUCAGACAUUCUGUGCUGAUCAGUCAGUGAAAAACAACAAAACAAGUCCCACUCUCUCUCUCUGAACUUUCUCUCUCUAGCAAGCCAUGACUGCAGCCAACAAAAACCACCACCCCUCCUCCUCUAAACCACCCAAGAACCACCACUCGACCCCCAAAGCAACCACCCCGCAAACUAACACCACUCAAAACUCUAACCCCACUACUAACCCUAACCCCGCAGCUAAUCCAUCACCAUUAUCUCCCUCCCUCAAAGACCAGGUUUUGUCACGCGCCACCCACAUUACGCGCCAAGAACUACUCAAAAGAAGAUCCCACAAGCUGAAACAGCUCUCAAAAUGCUUCAAAGAUUAUUACUGGGCAUUAAUGGAAGAACUCAAAGUUCUGUACAGAGAGUACUAUUGGAAGUAUGGUGUUAGCCCAUUCAAAGAAGACCACCACAACACCCUUCAAAAAGUAGAGCAGCAUAAGCAGGGUGGUGGGUUUGGUGUCUUAGAGAGAGAGAAUGGGGAGGGGGAGGCUAAUAUUGAAGUUAUUGGUGAAAAUAAUAAUAAUUUUAGUGAUUUGAAGAGCAAUCAUAGGUGUUUGUUUGUUGGGUGUAAGCUAAAGGCUAUGGCUUUGACAAGUUUUUGUCAUCUUCAUAUACUUUCUGAUGCAAAGCAGAAGCUUUACAAGCCUUGUGGUUAUGUUAUCAAAAGUGCUCAGGCAGGACCAAUAACAUGUGGAAAGCCAAUACUGAGAUCAACUGCUCCUGCACUCUGCACUGUCCACUUCCAAAAGGCUCAGAAACAUGUGACUCAGGCUCUGAGGAAAGCAGGCCUUAAUGUCUCCUCAUCAAGUAAGCUUGCUCCUAAGUUCCACGUCAUCGUGACAGAAUAUGUGCGUCAAAUUCAAGCCAAACGGAAGGCUGCAAAAUGAGGAAAUCAGAAUAAAGUCAUGGAUAACGAAGUGACUGCUAGCUGAGCUGUUUGUCCAUUGCAAAGAUGACUUGUGAAGCAUGAGUGACAGUGUACAUUGUUAGAAUAACCCAUGAUAUGCUUUUUCCGGAUGUUUAUCUUCCGGCGGCAGCACUAGGUGUUCGACGUUCCAGUUACUCUGGUAAACACAAAUGUGUACUGAUGCUAGACGAUUGUAACAACUCUGAUGCGCGGAACCUUUAUUUUAUUUAUAAAAGCUUGUAUAGCCAUUCAACUUGAAUUGGUGAAUGAUGGGACAGUAUGUGCCUGUAUAUGAUCAUGAACCUGUGCCCCUUUUGUUUUUCUUCAACGAUGAAGAUUGUAUGGCAGAAUUGGGCAUUUUAAGGUCAGCCAGUGGGCUGAAUGCUUCUUCUUUUAUAGUGUGAUUGUAAAACAUUGGUCUGUGUCUGUAAAGCAUGACCAUGCAUUUUAAAUUCAGCUGUUGAAACUAGUCUAAAUAAUGCGAGGAAGACCAAUGUUGGGCUUUGGAGAGUGUCCGGUGGGACCCAAA